AUGGGAGGAGGAUACGUGCCACCGCACCUGCGCGCCUCAGACGCGGCAGAAUCAACGUCUUCUUUAAGUGGUGGUGGUAAUGGUGCCUUUAACAACGACGACAGCGGCGGCUUAGGCCCUUCCGCCGGGGAAAGGUCGAAUCAUCAACAACAUCGUUCGAGAACAACAACGGCGGCUGAGGAUAAUACCACGACGAACAAAAUAAAGACGAAGACAAAAUGGCAACCGUCGGAACGCGUUCUAAACCUAACCAAAUCACAAAUCGAGGACAUGAGAGAACGGCUAAACGUUCUCGCGGAAAGCCCGGAAGAAGACACGAACGAGUACGCCCCGAUCGAGAGCUUCGAGGACAUGAAAUUGGACAGAGAGAUUGCCUUGUCGAUUAAAGCGCACGGGUUCGAUAAGCCGACGCCGAUACAGGCGCAAGGGAUACCGGUGAUAUUAUCCGGGAGCGAUGUCCUGGGGUGCGCGGAGACUGGGAGCGGGAAAACAGCCGCGUUUGCGAUACCGAUGAUUCAUUACUGCGUGUCGAUUUCGGACGCGUACGGCGCGACGAGAAGAGGAGACGGACCGACGGCGAUUGUUUUAGCGCCGACGAGAGAGUUGGCGCAACAAAUCGAGAAAGAGACGAAAGCGUUUUCGCAAGCGAUCGAUAAGAGACGCUUUAAGACGACUAUCGUCGUUGGUGGGUCGAGCAUGAACGAACAGAGAGGCGAUUUGAGAAACGGCGUCGAGUGCGUGGUCGCCACGCCGGGGAGGUUGAUCGAUCACAUACACCAAAAUAACACCAAUUUACGACGCGCGUCGUUUCUAGUCUUGGACGAAGCCGAUCGGAUGUUAGAUAUGGGUUUUGAACAACAAAUUUUAGAGAUUUUAAACGCGACUCCGAAACCGAGGCAAACGUUGUUGUUUAGCGCGACGAUGCCGCCGGAAGUUGAAGUUUUAGCCGGAGAGUAUUUAGUGAAACCAGUAAAAGUGAAAGUAGGCACAGUCUCGGCGCCAACCUCGAACGUGGCGCAGAGUUUAGAAAAAGUACCGAACGAUGUCGCAAAAAUCGAUCGAUUGUGUCGUAUGCUCGUGGAGGAGAAGAUGGAAUCGGUCGCGCACGGCAACGCGCCGCCGAUGUCCAUCGUGUUUGUCGAACGUAAAGCGAAAGCGGAAGACGUGGCGGAUAUGUUGAACGCGGAAGGUGUGGCUACGGCGUCUUUACACGGCGGGAGAACGCAAGGCGAACGCGAAGCAGCUUUGAAGGAUUUUACCAGAGGCUUGUGUUCCGUCUUGGUCGCUACGGACGUCGCGGCGAGAGGAUUGGACGUCAAAGGCGUCCAACACGUCGUGAACAUGGACUUGCCGAGGAACUUUGAAGAUUACGUCCACAGAAUCGGUCGUACCGGACGAAACGGCAUGACUGGUAGAGCCACGUCCUUUUACACAGACUCGGACGCUUUCAUCGUCUCGCAAAUCAAACGCGCUUUACAAGAGCUCGAAAGCGGCAACGCGUUUGCUUUCGCCACCGGUAAAGAAGCCAGAGCGAAAGAAAAAGAAGCGCAAAGAGCGUGGAGGGAAGAGCGAAGCGCCGACCAAUCGAAAACAGAAACCGACUCGGGCGGUAUCAUCUCCGUCGACGACAAGUUCAAAUCCAUGCUCGUGACGAGUGCCAACGCCGCGACCGGAAAUCAAUCCGGCGCCGCCGACGACGCCUGGGGAAGCGACGAAGACGACUUUUAA
This is a messenger RNA of Bathycoccus prasinos, 1728 nucleotides long. RefSeq lists its product with no specific name. Gene Ontology annotation, molecular function: nucleic acid binding; ATP binding; RNA helicase activity. Bases 1 to 1728 code for a protein of 575 amino acids. The transcript has a single exon. The record is from RefSeq and is a predicted model, not a curated record. NCBI's taxonomy places the organism in Eukaryota, Viridiplantae, Chlorophyta, Mamiellophyceae, Mamiellales, Bathycoccaceae.